Molecule: messenger RNA, 5920 nt
Organism: Dermacentor silvarum
Lineage: Eukaryota; Metazoa; Arthropoda; Arachnida; Ixodida; Ixodidae
Exons: 7
Coding region: 221-5065 (1614 amino acids)
Biological process (GO): cilium organization
Source: RefSeq, a predicted model, not a curated record
AGCAAAGUGGACAACGAAGAAGCCGUACACCGGCUGCAGGGGGCGGCAGGGCGAUGGCCCACUGAGGCAUUCGGUUUUUUCUUAUACUCUCUCAUCAAAAUUGCCCACCCCAUGACCACCUGACAAGAAGAAGACACAGAGCCGCGUCUCGUCACACGAGACAUCAAAAUUCUCAUCGCUUUUGGACCACGGGCCAACAGAAAACGCUCAGCUGCAAGCCAUGGAAAGCACCGUCGGAGGCGCCACGCGCUUCAACCGCUGGUUAUCGCAGUCCACUAAUCGGGACAAGGACCAAGACCCGUGGAACGACUUCGUGCAGCAGAGGGCGAGCGACACGAGAGAAAUCAAGAUGGCGUUCGAGGACGACUUCCACCUCACCGUCAUACCGAACUUCCUUCACGACUCGGAUGCUUACAUCGCUAACCUUGAGAACAAGCUGGAACGCCUUCAACAAGUCAUGAUGAGGAACCCAAGCCCAAAAGAAAUGGUCGCAGCCAUAGAGCGAGCCAAAGCCUUACGUAUGAAGAAUGCUGAAAUGAACCCUGAACUGAAUGCCAAGCCACCAGAUGAGUCUGCAGAGGAUGACGACGGAGGGCUCCUGGCAUUGUGGCCAACCUUGAUCUUGCCGAUAUCGAGGAGGUUCUUCCCAAGGCUGGCCUUGACAAGGGAGGAGGCCCACAACUUGCUCAAGUUCGACCAGCUGCAAAUGCACUACCAGGACGAAAUGAACAACAACGCUGGAACUGUGGAGGCCGAGGGUUACGAAAUCAAAGAAGCCAACACGGCCCCGGAUACCAGCUGGGACCAGCAGCAAAGAGACAGCAGCAUCGAACAGCAUGUUGUUGUGUUUGAGAGUCCAGAAGCUAACGAACUUCAAAUCCCGAAGAACUGGAUCAACGAAGACAUUCAUCAGGAGAUUCAUCGCAGCAAUAUCAUCCUGCCCGAGGACACGACAAACGCACGCGUAACUACGAAUCGCUCAGCGCUGUCCCUUUCAGCUAACACAAAUGCGAUGCAAGAGGCAUCCACUAUCACAUCUUUUACACCGACCCGGCGAAGCGAAGAUGCCUUCUAUCACUUUGCCUACAUCAAGAGUUCCAUGACUUCCACCCAAGACAGCGUAAAGGCGGAGACUCCAUCGGAACAUCGCGCCUGUGCGGGCAAUGCGAAGCACGCCCGUUCAAACAGUAGUUCAAAGACGAUGCCGUGCGACCAGAACCCGUUUACUUCGGCCUGCAGCACGGAGCUGCCGUACAAGCGACGCUCUUCGUUUGUCCCGGAAUGUGGCACAGUGGUGGAAAGCAACGUCUUGAGCAAGUCGUCUGCUAACAUCUCUGAGGUCGCUGCCAGGGACCAGGUUGUGCUGACAACGAAAUCUUCGCCCUCUCUCAAGCUACCGAAAAACGCUGAGGGCAAUGACUUGUCAACGGCAGCAGAUGAAGAUGAUGCACAGCCAGAGGAGAUAGAUGAGGACAACAGUUGCAGACAAAGCAGAGAUCUUGGACUGCAGGAAGCGGUAUCCAGUGUCGGGAGCAACGAGAGCAGUUCAGAGCGAACGACAUGCGAGGACAGCCCAGCGGGCAUGAACAAUGCCCAGAACAUGAUCCUCCCAGAAGUGACCAUGGCUUCUUCAUCAACGAAGGAAAGUGAUGACCAAGCGCAGUCUGUGCAUGAAGAUGUCGAGAGAGUUCCAGUUGGGACGAGAGGCAGUGGCCAGGGACUGCAGCCGAUUGUUCCGGAAGUCACAGUUGCAUCUUCCUCGACACACGACAGCCUGGGCACAGGCAUCGAAGGGCCUUGGCUUUUUGAGAAGGAAUCCGACAUGUCUCUUGGCAGGGAAGAUGUCCUUCAGCACAUGUCAUCACUGGUGCGAGCCAGCAUUGAUGAAGAGGACGAACCACCAAGGGUUGAUGGAAAUCAAGCCAGUCAGCUGUCCGCAGUCUGCACGCAACUGUCUUCGACAUGUGGCUACAGCGACAGAACACAAACCAAAGCAAGUGAAGGGACGUCUGGCAAUUUCACUACCAACUACAGCGACCCGCACAGCAACCUUUUUGACGAAGAGUCCUUGGUUAAGGGAGAAGAGGGCCAGGCACCGAUCAUUAGAAUGUAUGGCCCUUUUCCCCCCGACAUCCAGGCGGCGUUGCAGGGAAACCUGCUCUCGUGGGCCCAUCCACGUGGAGCUGAACCACCACGCAAUCCUCGUGAAGUAGUCAGCCCGAAGCUGGUUUCUCUGCCAGCGGUGAACUCGGACGUUGCAGAAAGAAUGGGUGCCGUCACGCACCACGACAGCCUGCCACUUGCCACAAAAGAUGACAAGCGCAGCGUGAAGGCAACGUCUCAACAGUGCGCCACAACCGUUGACCACCUGUACAGUGAUCAUAACUGGGCAGGUUUCAAGGUGCCACUUUCCAAGGACAAGAAAUGCCGAAAGGUGUCCUCGACGAAAUCGCAACGCUCGAAAGAGCGCAGCUCUGCGAGCAGUGUGGCAUCAGCGCCGAGUGCCACUGAGUCGCGGACUGAAGAGAGACCCACACGAUUGUCUUCGAGUAAGCUUUCAACAUCGUUGACGUUCAAAAACCGGCAGCGAUCCGUACACUGGUUUAAGACCAUUGAAGAUGUCGACAGUGAUACUGUGGUCAAGGACUGUGACUACAUGGUCACUAGUCUGGUGAAAAUGAAAGUGCCUGUAGAGAAUAAGGAGGUGGCAGCGGCCCCAAAGGUGCAGAGCAAGGCAUUGAAUGAACCAAGUAACUCUGAUCGGAAUGAGGACAGCACUGUCGAGGAAUGCUACAAAAAGUUCGCAACCCGCGUCCUGGAGGAGGAAGUGAUUGUGGCCGGCAAAGUCAACAGUUGCCUGGAAUUCUUUGAGACCUCUUGCAGCAAGGAGGGAGGUACUUCGCAAGACCAAGAGGACACAAUGGCUGCCACUAAAUAUAAAGAUAAUGAGGUUGCUUACGAGAGUGCGGCACCUGUGGAGUUGCUCAAAGGACACGAUAAACCAGCAAGAGGUCCAGUGACUGCAGAGGACUCGACAGCUGCUAGAAAAGACGAAGGAAGAGCUAUUGUCGAUACUGCGGAGCUGUCGGAAUCAGUUGAAGUUCAAAGCAAAAUGGUGACAGCUCUGAAAUCUGUACAGGGGUCAAUGAUGGCAAUUGACGGUGAACACAAGAAUGCUGCAGUGAACUCUGAUACAGACUUGCCUGAAGUACUGAGUAUGACAGCAAGCUCCCUGAAUGACGAAGACGCCUCGGUCACUAAUGCGGAAGGUGGUGGAAAGAAUGCUGAUGCUGCUAGUGUGUCAGGACUUCCCAAGUUACCCGAAGAGCCUUCACGGAAAGCUUCUUUUGUAAGGAGUCGGGAACACCUGGAAGCCAUUGUGAACUCGCAGAGGGCAUGUACCGCUGCCAAAGCGGCAGACUUUUCUGGAACAGCUGAAGGGGCCAGAAGUAAGCCAAACAGUUGUGACAAAUCCGCCGAGGUUUUGAAAAGCACAGGUGAGCAGAAUAUGACAGCUCCGACUUCGGAACAAGAGCCAGUGACCACUAAAUUGGCAAGUCAUGCUGUACCCACGUCCAGUAAGUUUGCCGACGCACAGACACAGGUUACUCUUUCUCAUGACCAAGCUGAUCAGAGAGACGACGACAUACAAGCACAGAAGAACAUAGCAAUCGGCUGCGAUAAAUGUGCACCAAAGCCUUCACCAGAACAAGUGACGAAAGGAGCUGAAGUUGUAGCUACGCAGGACGAUUCUGGUGCAUUGAUGAGAGAUGCGAGAGAGUCCCAGUUGCACGUUAACUUGGACAACAGGCAAGCUGCUGCGUCAGAAAAGGACACAAAGAAAACUGCUGAAGGAGAAGACAAGGAUAAUGAGGAUUCACCGGCCAACAACGACAGUACCAUCUUGCAGUGCCACGAGCUUGCGGGUUCCAGUCAGUUUUCUACAUUCUCGGCCUCGAACAAGGGCUCGCCGCCAGUACCCAGGUCGUUCAACAUGGGGAGAACGCUGCGCAUCACAACAACGAAACAGUUCAAGCCACUUAAUCUGAGGCGCUCAAUCACGGGCAUACUUGGAAGCGACAGCAGCCUCAUAGGAAGGCCGCUGUCGAUACAGAGCAGAGAAGUGGUGCUUCCGCGGGCUCCGCAGCGCCCAGAAAAAGGCAAAAAACCAUCGGUUGACCUCAAGAAUGUCAGCUGUGCCCCCGGCAGCUCGUCCGGGAAAUCCGGGUCCUGUGAAAAGGUCAAUGGGGUGAAUAACACAGAGUCGCCAGCUUCUGAACUACCAGCACGGAGGAGCCGUUCCAUGGCCGAAGAUCACACAAGGGCAAAUCUAGGAAGCUGUGCUGCGAGAUCCAGAACGCAACAAACCGUUGGUCCACAUUCGGGUACAGUUCCGGGGGACACACCAGACUUCAACAAGUCUCAUGCAGAUGCAACUCCCUCGGAGAGUAAAGAGAACAAAGGCAGCGUGAAAAUGAAACACAAAGCCAAGGAUGGCAGGCGCUCACAAAGUCAGCUGCCUCUCAAAAAGCGCACGUGCUACCGUGCAGAUCAAACCGCACAAAUGCCAGAAAGUCAAAACAUCCAAAACAUCGAUCCAGAUGAAGUAUCUCUGCCAGCACAGCAUGAAGGAGAGGAGAAGAGCACAGUGGCGGCGAAAGCAAGCCUGAAUAAGGCAGAAAGGGAAGGCACUGAUUGUGCUGCAGCGUGCAACGACACACCUCCAGCUCGAGCGACCAUGAAACCAGAUGCAUUUCAUGAAAGCGAGGACAUGGACUUUGGGAAUCUGGAAUACCCAUCGGAGAGUGCUCCGGAAGAGAGAACCAUCUCCUUAAUUGCCGAAUCUCAGUACAGCGCCAUCUAUGGAGCUGAAAUCAGCCAUGUCCCCCUGAUCUCCGCCAUCCUGGGCGGCGACGCCAACGUAGAGAGCGUGAAACUAUGCCAGUCUCUACCUUCGACCUGUGAAUCCAAGGACGAUCCGCCGCAAAACGAGAACAUGACCGUGCCCACUGCAGCUCCAGAGGAGACUGUCUGUCGUGGAGGGACACACGAGUGCCAGCCUUAAGUUCGAGCACUCAACCAUGCCCGUUCGUGAACCGGGGCCGUCUAAGUACCGCUGGAUGAAGGGCGGCGAGAGACACAUUGACAGCUCCAGAAUGAGUUCAACGUCUGUUCUGUCAAACGCCAUUUGAUGUCACAGUGAUCCCGCCAUGAACGACGCUCGUGCUGACUGUCAACCAGGAGGCAGUUAUAGACUUUAAAAAACCCCAGUCAUCUGCCUGAUGGACAGGCGAACAUCCUACAGAGUGCAGCUAUUAAUCGUUAUCAAGUGAGAGGACUGAAUGCGGCAUCAACCGGAUUCCAUAGCAUCCUGUAAUGCUAGAGCACAAAAAUAACGAAGGCAUCACGCCAUACAAGUGGCCAAUCUUUAUAAUAAAGCAUUAAAGAAAUCGGCUGCUGUGAAUUCAGUUAACACGCGUCAUAAGCCUCAGAAACCCUAAGAGCAAAAAUUUAAUCAUUAUUGCAGCGAAGAGAGACGCUAGUGGGUCCAGCGCUUUUGCUCGCAACGGCGCUCAUGCUUGAAAGCAGUCUCGUUUGACUGUCGACGCUGCGCUGCUCCGAUCUCUAAUAAACCCUUUACAAUUAGUGGAGGUGCUGGGUGCUAAUAAACCCUUUACAUUAUAAAUACCCAGCUAAAGUACUAUUCUAGAAGGCUCACAUUAGCUUUAUGUCAAGAGAUAACCUAGCUGCAGACGAAAUUGUAAAGGAAGGGGUCGAACAAUUCUGCAACUCAAACUGCCCUCGACGAAUGAGGUCUCUUGUGUAAGUGUGCUGGCAGCAUUGAAGGUGUGUAGGGCUCAGCUGGACACUACUGCCUGCUUUAUAUUAGAGACUGGUCCAUUUGUGACCCAAAAAUAGC